AUGAAUUCGGAAAACGACAGCAACAUUUUGAUUGUCGGCGCCGGGACAUGGGGCUGUGCCACAGCUCUUGAGCUGGCCAGACGAGGCCACACCGGCAUCACAGUGCUCGAUGGAAGCCCAUUCCCAUCAGCCAUUUCUGCCGGCAAUGACCUGAAUAAGAUUGCGGAAGAGGGAAACAAACCCUCUGCGAACGAUUCAGACAUCGACUACUUCUGGAACAACGUUCAUCAACUUGCAAUGAAAGCCUGGAAAACCGAUCCUCUCUUCACACCCUUUUACCACAAGACAGGAUUCAUCAUGGCUGCCGUGGGAGAAGAUGGUUACCAGAGCUGCAUCGAGUAUGCUGAAACCGAGCAUACCCACCUCAUUCCCCUGGAAACAAAGGAAGACUUCCACAAGACCAUGCCCGAGGGUGUGCUACAGGGCGAUUUCCCCGGUUGGCGGGGCUUCUGGAGAGACGGCGGUGCCGGCUGGGUCUUCGCACGCGGUGCUUUGUUCGCGAUGCACGCAGAAGCCAUACGUCUGGGCGUCACUUUCGUGACCCACGAAACACAAGGCCGAGUCCACGAGCUGCUAUACUCUCCAAAUCGCACCAGCAUACUGGGUGCCCGCACUGCAGACGGCGUCGUCCACACAGCAAACACCACCAUCCUCUCAGCGGGCGCAAACAGCGACGCACUCCUGGACUUCAAGAACCAACUCCGGCCCACAGCAUGGACCCUCGCGCACCUCCCGCUCUCCGCAGAAGAAGCACAAACUUACCGCAAUCUCCCUGUCCUAUACGGCGUAGACAGCGGCUUCUUCAUCGAACCUGAUAUGGAACGCCACGAGAUGAAAAUCUGCGACGAACACCCAGGAUAUCUGAACCCCGUCUCCGAUCCGGAAACCGGUGCCUUCCGCUCCGUCCCCUUCGCACGCCACCAGAUCCCCGAGGAAUCAGAAUCGCGCAUGCGCACCCUCUUGCGCGACACGAUGCCGCAGUUCGCAGAUCGAAACUUCACCUUCGCGCGUGUGUGUUGGGAUGCAGAUACAGUGGACCGCGUGUUCCUCAUCGACAGACAUCCUGAGCUAGCGAACUUGAUUCUUGCCGUCGGAGGCUCGGGCCACGGCUUUAUGACAUCUCCUGCUGUAGGUGUGCUGGUCGCAGAUGCACUAGAGGCUAAGGGAGAGGUGGAGGAUAGAGUCAGGAAGAUGAUGAGAUGGCGACCGGAGACGGCUGUGGACCGGGACUGGUGGGACUCGCUGGGCCGAUUUGGUGCGGAUGGUAAGGUUAUGGAUUUCCGUGCUGUGGAAGAGUGGACGAAGAUAGGCGGAAACGGGACGUCCUAG
Molecule: messenger RNA, 1329 nt
Organism: Dothidotthia symphoricarpi CBS 119687
Lineage: Eukaryota; Fungi; Ascomycota; Dothideomycetes; Pleosporales; Dothidotthiaceae
Product: FAD dependent oxidoreductase
Exons: 2
Coding region: 1-1329 (442 amino acids)
Molecular function (GO): flavin adenine dinucleotide binding; saccharopine oxidase activity; sarcosine oxidase activity
Source: RefSeq, a predicted model, not a curated record